This is a messenger RNA of Prinia subflava (tawny-flanked prinia), 3459 nucleotides long. It is a transcript of the gene MAF, whose product is annotated as MAF bZIP transcription factor. Gene Ontology annotation, cellular component: nucleus. The record is from RefSeq and is a predicted model, not a curated record. Bases 805 to 1917 code for a protein of 370 amino acids. Lineage: Eukaryota; Metazoa; Chordata; Aves; Passeriformes; Cisticolidae. Gene Ontology annotation, biological process: regulation of transcription by RNA polymerase II. Gene Ontology annotation, molecular function: RNA polymerase II cis-regulatory region sequence-specific DNA binding; DNA-binding transcription factor activity, RNA polymerase II-specific. The transcript is spliced from 3 exons.
CCAGGAGGGGGUUAAGCGGGCGCUGACAGUCAGCUGAGCCCUGACUGACAGCCCGCAAAGUUUCCCUGUCGCUAGACUCUCAUGCUAAUGAGGCCGGGCGGAGCGCGCCCAUUGGCCCGGCCCCGAGCCCGUGCCCCGCCUGACGUCACGGGCGCUAUAAAACUCCGCAAUGCUUUAAACUCUCCUGCCGGAUCAAACCUUUAAAUAUUUUUCAUCUUCUUGCUGUAGCUUUGAGGCCGAGUUGUUUUUUUUCUCUCUCUCUCUUUUUUUUUUUUUUAACUAUUAUUAUUAUUAUUUUGGUUGCGAUACAGACUUUGAUUUUUUUUUUUUGCCUUCGCUCUCUUUCCCUCCUCCCUCCCCCGAUGAACCUCUCUCCUCGCUCUGCACUUUGCACGAGAGAGCCCAGAGGAAAGGCACCAUGAAGUGUUAAAAAUAACAAAACAAAACAACAACAACAACAAAUUUACUCGCAACAACACCAGCUAACACUUCCAGCUGCGGUUCGCGAGCUGCGAAAGAGAGCGAGAGGAGAGAGAGAGAAGGGAGGGAGAGAGGAGGAAAAAAAAAAAACCCUCUAUGCAAAAGGCGAAUAGCGAGAGCCCCGCGCUCUGAUGCAUCAGCGGAGCCUCUGCGAGGGAUAACGCGGAGCGGGAGAGGAGCCGCCGGGGCGGACCGGAGCGGAGGCAGAGCAGGAGAGCGCAGCGGAGCUCGCCAAAAAUCAAGCUGGCUCACCCGGUGGCGACUCAGAGCAGCCCCCUCGCUCCCGGAGCGCACCCUUUCUGGAGGACUCUCGGCAGCAAAAGGAUGGCAUCAGAGCUGGCGAUGAGCAGCUCCGACCUGCCCACCAGUCCCCUGGCCAUGGAAUAUGUUAAUGACUUCGAUCUGAUGAAGUUUGAAGUGAAAAAGGAGCCGGUGGAGACCGAUCGCAUUAUCAGCCAGUGCGGCCGCCUGAUCGCCGGGGGAUCGCUCUCCUCCACCCCGAUGAGCACGCCCUGCAGCUCCGUGCCCCCGUCCCCCAGCUUCUCGGCGCCCAGCCCCGGCUCCGGCUCCGACCAGAAGACCCACCUGGAAGACUACUACUGGAUGACGGGGUACCCGCAGCAGCUCAACCCGGAGGCGCUGGGCUUCAGCCCCGAGGACGCGGUGGAGGCGCUGAUCAACAGCAGCCACCACCCGCUGCCCGGCGCCUUCGAUGGCUAUGCUAGAGGGCAGCAGCUGGCCGCGGCCGCCGGCGGCUCCGUGCCGGCCGAGGAGAUGGGCUCGGCGGCCGCCGUGGUGUCGGCGGUGAUCGCCGCGGCGGCGGCGCAGGGCGGCGCGCCCCACUACCACCACCACCACCACCACCCGCACCACGGCGGCGGCGGCGGCGGCGGCGGCGGCGGCGGGCACCCCCACGCCGCGGCGCCGGGCAGCGCGCCGCCCUCCUCCGCCUCCUCGGCCGCCGGCUCCGGCUCCGGCGGCGGCGGCGGCGGCGCCGGGGGGCUGCACCACCCGCACCACGGCGGCGGCGGCGGCGGCGGCGGCGGCCUCCACUUCGACGACCGCUUCUCCGACGAGCAGCUGGUGACCAUGUCGGUGCGGGAGCUGAACCGGCAGCUGCGGGGCGUCAGCAAGGAAGAGGUGAUCCGGCUGAAGCAGAAGAGGAGGACCCUCAAAAACAGGGGCUAUGCCCAGUCCUGCCGCUUCAAGAGGGUCCAGCAGCGGCACGUCCUGGAGUCGGAGAAGAACCAGCUGCUGCAGCAAGUGGAGCACCUAAAGCAGGAGAUCUCCAGGCUGGUCCGGGAGAGGGACGCCUACAAGGAAAAGUACGAGAAGCUGGUCAGCAAUGGCUUCAGAGAAAACGGAUCCAGCAGCGACAACCCUUCCUCUCCAGAGUUUUUCAUGUACCCGAGAGAAUCAUCUACAACGGUGAUGUGAAAAAUCCCUGUUACCUGAGGUCAAAAAUAAAAGUCUCUCAGAAGACCCGGAGUGGUGACGCCUGGAUGCAGAGGAGAUCACACUGCUUAUAAAUCUGCACCAUGAGGAGGCCAAAAGUUUCUGCAGCAGCAGGAGGUAAGCCAGGACUGCUGGUGAGUGUAAGGAGCAGAGAGCAGAGCCACGUGAGUUUGAGAAGAAGGCAGCAGCACCCCUGAGGAUGGCUUUGGGGCAGCGUCACGGUCCUGUACAGAAAACUUGAAGAGACACUGAAAACUUCAGGUGGGAGCACACCGCCCAACCAGCUGCUUGUGUGGUUUGGUCCAUGGACCUUUGGGGUCUGCACACCAGAGACUGAAAACUCUUGACUUACCCUAAAUUUCUUCUUUGUGGACUUCUGAUGUGAUAGGAAUGGCACAAAAAAAUCCAAUAUAUCUUCUUCGCCAUAAUGUUUCCAGCCUGCUAACUUUCCCAGGACUACUUUCUGCUCAAAUUACUGGAACUUAAUUACGUGAGGUUUAAUUUCAGUUACUUGGCCAGCUUUAAAAACAUAUAUUCAAAUUUGAACCGCAAGAACAGAAUUUUGGGAGCCUCUUUGUCCUCUCACUUUGUGUUAAUUUAAAUGAGGAAACUGUGCCUGUGAAUCUCUGCUUUACUUUACCUAUUCCAAGUGAGUCUCAGUUCUGGAGAGACUUCCCUGACUCCCAGGAGUUUAAGGGACAGCACAAGCAACCCCUUAUGUUAUAGUUUAUGUUUUUGAAACUGUGAAAACAGUAGAUAUUUGUCUCCUGCUUAUGCAUUUUCUUGUAAAUAAAAUGUAUUGAGACUAGAGAUGAGUUACACUGACUUUACACCAGAUAAUGUAUUGUCAUUUUACAAGGAAGCGUUGUAUUAUCCAUACAUUGCACAAGUAGAUCUUACAAUGUUUAAUUAUAACAAGAAAAAGAAGUGGAAGGAAUCAAGGGAGGGACAUGGAGAGAGAAUGCAAAAGGACAUGGAUGGGAAGUGUUGGAGUUGGAGGAUAACAGCACCUAUCAAGGCAUUAUCUGAGAAUUUGUGUGAUUAGGACUUAUCUUUCUGGCUUCAUUAUUUCAUUAUGAUCUGCUGUUUAACUGAUAAGUAAUAAAUGGCCUCCAAAUUUUAUUGCAUAUGCUCACUUUCUUUAGAUUUUAUGUUGUUUUUUUCCCCUCCUAAGAUCUUAUUUCUGUGAAGGAAUGAAGAUUUUAUGGUUUUGCUGGGGCUGACUUGUUCCUCUGAUAUUUCAGUGUUGUUAUUUAACUAGCAGGUCCCACAGCAAUUCCUUGGAUAACACUUCCGUCUAUCACAUUGGGAUGAUCAAGGAUACAUGGCAGCUGAUGUUCAAACUCUGAUGUGCAUCUGGGGUUGAGCACCCGCUUCCAACUCAGCAGAUACAAAACCCUUCAAAAAGCCAGCAAAAGAUGGCUUUUUUUAAACACUGCAACCCGCUAGUGGAUUAUCCUUAAUGGGUUGGCAGCAUGCCCCUCCCUUCCUCUGCAGGAAUGCUGGCCUGGCUCUGCAGCCCUG